AUGUUUAGAAAAUUAUUUUGUGGGUUUUGCAAUCAAGUUUAAAAAAUUAGCUCUUUUAAUUAAUUGAAAAAUAUCAUGAAUCCCCCAACAACUGAAAACUAUUAAAGAUUAUAAAAAACAGUUUAAUAGUUGAUCCAAUCGAAUCCAAUAAAUUGGAAAUUCGUACAUCGUCUUCAAUUAUUGAAAUCAUAAUUUGGUUUAGAAUUAAAUAUGCCAUACUUACUUUCUAAACUUAAAGAUUAACCAAUAGAUUCUGAAAAACAAUCUUUUGUAGUAGAAAUUAUGUAAUAAAAUUUUAUGGUUGAUAAAGAAUUAUUUAAGGAAUUAUUUUAAUAAUUGUUAAAAAUGGAUGAUUUAUUUUACUCAACAUAAUUAAAAAUGUUGGAUAUUUACUUCAAAUAUCCAGAAUUGUUAGAUUAAGAUAAAAUAUUGCCAAAUUUACUUAAAAGUUUGAUUACCUUUAAUGAUUUAGAACUUUAUGAAAUAGUUCAGUCAUUUUAAGUUCUAGCUUAUAAGGAUACCAAAUUAACUGAAUAGAAUUAAGAAUUGCUAGCAAAUUUAAAAAAUAUGUUAAAUAAUUAAUUAGUAAAAAUCUUUCCAGCUCUAGGAUAAAAACAUUUUAGAUAAUUAAUUGUUUUUUUAAGAAGUAAUGAAUAUCAUAACGAAAAAUUAAAGGCAGCUAUUUUCUAAUACUUUUCUGAUAAUAAAGAUAUUUUGGGAUAAUCUUCAUAUGCAGAAUUGAUGAGUCUGUGCAAUCUAAAGUUCUUUUAUAAUGAAGACAUCAAAUAUUAAAUCUUAAUUUAACUCAACUUUCUAAAAGUGAAAGGAUUAAAUGAGUCAAAAUUAAUUAAUAAAUCAAUUUUACCAUCUGUAAUGAUUUAUUAAUAUUUUUAGAUGUCAUAGGCAGAAUAAGAAAUGAUGGCAAAUCUAAUAACUUUGUCAGGUAUAAAUUUAGAUAAGGAGUUUAUAAAUACAUAUUUUACAGGGAGCAAUUCUUAAAAAAGAGAAAAACUUGAAUAGAUGAAUCUUAAAGAAAAUCAAAUCAUAUAAAUUGUGGAGGAAUUGGUUAAAUAUAUCAAUUAAUAAUUCCCAUAGUUUUUAAAGUAAAUAAAUUACUUAAAAUUAUUAGUGUUAUGAAAAUAGUUUAAACUUUUGGUUUAUAACUUCCUGAAUUGCUUUAACCUUUAGUUGAGGAAUUGAAAAAGAUUUUAUCCAAAUAAGUUGUUAAUUCAGCAGAUUUAAUAACAAUUUUAAAUUAUUUUGAUGAAUCUGAUAUACUCUUUGAUUAAGAAGAUUCUAUGGGAAUGUAAGAUUUUAACAAUUAUCUAAAAUAAGAAUAAUUUACUUAUGGAAAAAUUCAUUAUUUACUAAGAUAAUUUGCUUUUAAAAAAAACUAAGAUCUCUUAUUUUAGAUAUUAAAUAAAAGUUAUUAAAGUGGAUGGACAUUAGAUUUAUGUUCUAAAUAAGUAUAAAUCUAUAAGUACUAUAACAUACCAUUACCCCCAAUGUUUUUAGAUAAAUUUUAAUAAGUAAUAAAUGAAUAUAUCCUUAAAAGAAGGAGUCCUUUUGAUUAAAUUUUGUUUUAUAGAUGUAUAGAAAUGGCUGAUUGGAGUUAAAAUCUGAGAUCAGAACAAAGUGAUUAUUUUAAUGAAUCACAAAACAUAGCUUAAAAAAUGAGAAGAGAGAAAACUAAAAACUUAGAUUAAUCAUCUUUUCUUGAAUAAGAAAUUAAGAAUGAUCUUAUGUAAUAUAUGCCAAAAACACUCAAAUUACAAGCUAAUUAAUAUAUUAAAGCUUUAGAAGUCGAUUUUGUUAUUACUAAUUAAAAAGGAGAUUAAUUAUUUGUUUAAAUUCUUGGUCAGACUCAUUUUUAUUAUAAAUCAACCAUCUUAAAUUAUAAAACUUUAUUAGAACAAUUAUAUUUGGAAAGACUUGGUACUUGUAAAUCGAUUAAUUAUUAUUAAACAGAUUAAUGGAAACAAGAUAAAUAGAAAUCAGUGGAUAAAUUGAUAAGCAGCCUAAUUUGAAUAUAUAUAUGAAAUAUCAAGAAUAAUGAGGCGAG
Molecule: messenger RNA, 2062 nt
Organism: Paramecium sonneborni
Lineage: Eukaryota; Ciliophora; Oligohymenophorea; Peniculida; Parameciidae
Source: the annotation of a GenBank genome assembly